AUGCGAGCCCAUGGCUCAAAGGUGUUCUGGUUCAGGGUAAGAGCUAAACAUCCAACCAAGAUGUCCUGUAAGUGGAACUUGCCCUCCUUGGCUGGUUAUUGAACCAUUUGUACAAAUAAUGAGUUACCUAAUAACUUACUUAGUUAAUGACUGAAGGAAAGCUAUUAGCAUUGAUAAUUUAAGUCUAUGGCAGUGAUAUACAGUGCCUUCAGAAAGUAUUCAUACCCCUUUAUUUCACAUUUUGUUGCGUUACAACCUGAAUUCAAAAUUGAUGAAAUUGACAUUUAUUCUCACACAUCUCCACACAAUAUCACAUAAUGGCAAAGAGAAAACAUGUUUUCAGACAUUUUUGCUAAUUUAUUGAAAAUGAAAUACAGAAAUAUCUCAUUUACAUAAGUAUUCACACCUCUGAGUCACCAAAUGUUAGAAUCACUUUUGGCAGAGAUGACAGCUGUGAAUAUUUCUGGGUGAGUCUCUAAGAGAUUUGCACAACUGGAUUGUACAAUAUUUGCACAUUAUUCUUUUUAAAAUUCUUCAAGCUCUGUCAAGUUGGUUGUUGAUCAUUACUAGACAGCCAUUAUCAUAGUCUUGCUAUAGAUUUUCAAGCCGAUUGAAGUCAAAACUUCAACUAGACCACUCAGGAACAGUCAAUGUUGUCUUGGUAAGCAACUCCAGUGUAUAUUUGCAAAUGACAAGCAUACCCAUAACAUGAUGCAGCCACCACCAUGCUUGAAAAUAUGAAGAAUGGUACUCAGUGAUGUGUUGUGUUGGAUUUUUUGCAGUUUUACUUUAGUGCCUUAUUGCAGAAAGGAUGCAUGAUUUGUCAUAUUUUUAUUCUGUGCAGGCUUCCUUCUUUUCACUCUGUCAUUUAGGUUAGUAUUGUGUAGUAACUACAAUGUUGUUGAUCUAUCCUCCAUUUUCUCUUAUCAGCCAUUAAACUCUGUAACUGUUUUAAAGUAAUCAUUGGCCUCAUGGUGAAAUCCCUGAGCGGUUUCCUUCCUCUCUGGCAACUGAGUUAGGAAGGACGCCUGUAUCUCUUGUAGUGACUGGGUGUAUUGAUACACCAUCCAAAGUGUAAUUAAUAACUUCACCAUGCUCAAAGGGAUAUUCAUUGUCUGCUUUUUAAAUGUUUAACCAUCUACCAAUAGGUGCCCUUCUUUGCGAGGCACUGGAAAACCUCCCUGGUCUUUGUGGUUGACUGUGUUUGAAAUUCACUGCUUGGCUGAGGGACCUUGCAGAUAAUUGUAUGUGUGUAGGCCAGUGACACAACAUAUACAUGUAACAACUUUAAAUUAAGGCUGUAACACAACAAUGUGGAAAAAGUAAAGGGGUGUGAAUACUAUCUGAAGGCACUGUAGACAUAUUAUCACUGGAGUGGAUUAUUAUCUUAAACCAUAUUGAAUAAGUAUUGGUAUAGACAAGUGAAAUUGAAAGAAUCUGAAAAUAUUUUUAGGCAAUAGUUCCCAUCAUAACUGGUGCAGAAGUCCCCAAGGAGAAAAUUGACUCUGCUUUGGAGGAGUCUCUGAAGGUGUUUGAGGAGAAGUUCCUGGAGGACAGACCCUUUAUAAUUGGGGAGAAGAUCUCACUAGCAGACCUGGUGGCCAUAGUAGAGAUCAUGCAGGUAACUUUUAAAUGUGUCAAAAGUGAAAGGGUAAGGAAGAGUGAGUUGUGCAUAGAGUGAUUUUGAAGCUAUUGUGUGAGGGAUUCUCUUACUAACUGUUGUAAGUGUCCCUCCUAGGUUGCAGAUUAUUGCUGUACUUUCCCUGAAAUGAUAUGGGUUUUCCUGUGUGUGUAUGUUUUUCAGCCAGUUGGUACUGGUCUGGAUGUGUUUGAGAACAGGCCCACUCUCAGUGUCUGGAGAGACAGGGUAAAGAAGGAGCUUGGCGAGGCUCUGUUUGACGAAGCUCACAAGACCAUCAUGCAUGUGGACAGCCUGCCACAAACAUUUCAGAACAAUGGCAUGCUGGAAUUUAUCAAGCCAAAGAUUCAGAAGAUGUUCAACUAA
Molecule: messenger RNA, 2005 nt
Organism: Coregonus sp. 'balchen'
Lineage: Eukaryota; Metazoa; Chordata; Actinopteri; Salmoniformes; Salmonidae
Source: the annotation of a GenBank genome assembly